AUGACGGAAGUCGUAGACACCUCAGACGGCGGAUCCGUUCAGAUUCAUGCGUCGAAAAGCGACUUGUCCAUCGCUCACUCAUCGCCACGUCUCGAAUCCAACGCGACGACGUCGACAGCGUGUAUCAACGAUGUUCAACCGCUGCGUCGGGAUCUGAGCUCCGAUCUACUCUGUCCACUGUGUGAUCAUCUAUUCGAUAGACCAGUAAUGGUCACUUGCGGCCAUUCGUACUGUGAACCGUGCAUCGAGCGACACACGAGGAAUACGAGAAGCUGUGUGAUUUGCAAGCAUGAUGUGGGCCCGUUCGAAGCCAUGAUUCCCAGUAUUACACUUGAUAAUAUGGUACGGAAGCUGAAAAACGAAGAUAUCAUCGAGUCGUCGUACGAAGAAUCGUUUGUGUCAGAAGAGAAGCUCCAAAAAGAGUCGCAAUCAGCAGAAGGAUCUCAACAACACCAACAAAAACUAAUCGAUCCGCCGAAACUGGUCCGAACGAUGUCACAGAAACGUCGUCUAUUCUUUUCCAUCGCCGGACCAACCAUAUGCUCGAGCCCCAUCACUCCACACCGUCGUCGUCCACUCUCGCCGAGUGCGCGCCCCACGAAGAGCUCACUGAAGAUUCCACCAGAAUCCAACAAUUUCCACCAGAGCCUCUCUCCAGAAGCUCCUGAUGAGAAGAAUCAGACGGCCGACGAAUCGAUCAUAGCGGCUGCAUCAGCGAUGUUCAGGCGAAAUGGAUUCGGACGACGCUCGGAACGCUAUACCUCUGCAACCAUGGGAUCCUCGAUGAGCGAUUUGGAGGAAUCUUUAUCGCCACGUGGCAAGCCAGAAGCCGAGGAACCAAAACUGAAGCGAAACUCGUUCCUUAGAAGAUCCCUCAACGCGUUCCGCUCGAAAUCCAAGCGUCAUAACACAGCUUCAACCACUAGAGUAGCUCCGAUUCCAGAAGAAUCCUUGCCGCUGUUCUCAGAAGACGAGGAUGAAGAGACGACGACUCCAUCACAGCAGAAGGACAAGAAAUCCAGUAUGAAAUCCCUCUGGAAGCGACUUUUUGUCUCCAAAAAGGGCAAAGUAUCGGCGGAUGGUGCCUCAGGACAAGUCCAAUUGCUCAGACAUCAGAAGAAAGAGGAGGGCAGCUUCUUCAACGACACAAUAUCGUUUGUGAGACUUCAGAACGAACACGACGACCCAUCGGCUGACUCGGUUUCCCCUCCGAAUAUUGGAAAUUUCGCUCUUGGCUACUAUAUGGGAAUCGGAAGGAAGUUUGAGCGAAUCGCUGGCGGUUCAGAGAUCACUCUAGUUGUUUUUGGACACGCUGGCGCUGGGAAAACAACGCUGGUUCGCUCGAUCCGUCAGCUGUUCCUGGACGGUACCUCAGAUCGUAUUCGUGUGAUCCCCCUAGCCGAACGCUAUCGUCUCGCUGGCAUCGGAAUGAUGCCCUAUCCAGAGGGUGAUAAUCGUCUGCCCCAUAUUGUUUCUUUGAUAAUCAACAUUUCCGAUGAUGUGGAGCAUGUGUUGGAUAUCAUUGAUCCGGAAUAUGAUAAUACCAAUCUCCCACAAGCCUACAUGGACGCCUGUGACGCCGCGCUUCUUCUGAUCGACGCCAGAAAUUGUGCGAGCCUUCUGUCGGCGCACCAGAUUCAUCGGAAUAUGAAGAGUGCCAAACAUGCGCAUGUCCAAUGCGAAAUGCUCAUGAACAUCCCAUCGGAAUCGUCUGGUCAGUCACGUGCGCUCUCUUCCAACGCCCUCGAAACCACAAUGUCCAAAGGAGCACCUAUUAAAGAGCUAUGUGUCACUCAACUAGCUCGUGCUGAAGUUCAGGAGGUCUGUCUGUGUGUCCCAAUGUCCACAUAUCCCCAUUUUCAGAUCCUCAUCUCAAUGUGUGAACGUGUUUCAACGGCUCGUAUUCCUACUGCUAUUCCUACUUCUAUUCCUACCACAUCAUAA
Molecule: messenger RNA, 1944 nt
Organism: Caenorhabditis briggsae
Lineage: Eukaryota; Metazoa; Nematoda; Chromadorea; Rhabditida; Rhabditidae
Gene: Cbr-par-2
Product: Protein CBR-PAR-2
Exons: 11
Coding region: 1-1944 (647 amino acids)
Biological process (GO): proteasome-mediated ubiquitin-dependent protein catabolic process
Molecular function (GO): ubiquitin protein ligase activity; metal ion binding
Source: RefSeq, a predicted model, not a curated record